Saccostrea cuccullata (small rock oyster) is the source of this 732-nucleotide messenger RNA. RefSeq lists its product as uncharacterized. Bases 1 to 732 code for a protein of 243 amino acids. Lineage: Eukaryota; Metazoa; Mollusca; Bivalvia; Ostreida; Ostreidae. Gene Ontology annotation, molecular function: G protein-coupled receptor activity. The transcript has a single exon. Gene Ontology annotation, cellular component: plasma membrane. Gene Ontology annotation, biological process: G protein-coupled receptor signaling pathway. The record is from RefSeq and is a predicted model, not a curated record.
AUGGAUUUAUUCUGGAAAAGGUUUUCUGUUGGAAUUUGUAUAUUGACCUCGGCACUACUGUACAUCCCAGUUCUUUUCUACUAUGGUGUCAUUGAAAUCCACAACCCAAAGCUUGGAAACAUUACAGGAUACCAGUGUAACAGACUACCAGGAACUCCCGCUCAAUUAAAAGGCCUUAGCAUCUUCCAAGGGGUCGGAUUCUUCAUCACGAUCAGUAACGUAGUGGUGAUCAGUGUCUUGUACAUCAUCAUAACUGUCUCUAUCGUCAAGCAGGUCAGGAAGAUGAAGAACAUCCACGUCAAACCAGCAGAACCAAGCGGGAUGUCUUCUGACGCUACAGCAAUGUCUGAUGUGUCGAAACCUCAAAAAAGCACUGUAUCCCAAGAAAGCAGCGAAGCUCUGGAAACAACUGUGAAUUCUGUGUCUCAGUUAGAGUCGAGAAAGCAAAAGAAAAUGCCAAAACCUGAUGCUAAGCGCAAUGCCUUUAGAGUAUCCUUUAUGUUCAUGACCAUUUCCUUUGUUGGCUUUCUGGCGUAUCUGCCUUCUUGGAGUUUCAUUGUCAUAGAAACCAACAACCCUACUUUCUGGAAAAAAUUGUCUACAACUGCAUUCCAUGUCUGUCUAACACUUCGAAGGAUGUAUAUGUUUAACCAUUUUGCGAAUCCUUUCAUUUAUGGUGUUUUUGAUGUAGCUUUCAGAAAAGAAAUUGGGAAGUUGUUUUGUGUUAAAUGA